Messenger RNA from Lipotes vexillifer (Yangtze River dolphin), 579 nucleotides. It is a transcript of the gene STK32B, whose product is annotated as serine/threonine kinase 32B. The transcript is spliced from 5 exons. The record is from RefSeq and is a predicted model, not a curated record. Lineage: Eukaryota; Metazoa; Chordata; Mammalia; Artiodactyla; Lipotidae. The annotation marks the transcript as partial. Gene Ontology annotation, molecular function: G protein-coupled receptor binding; G protein-coupled receptor kinase activity. Gene Ontology annotation, biological process: G protein-coupled receptor signaling pathway; protein phosphorylation; regulation of signal transduction.
AGGCCAUAUGAAAUCCACUCAGCCACUCCCAUCGAUGAGGUCCUCAACAUGUUCAAGGUGGAGCGUGUCCACUACUCCUCCACGUGGUGCAAGGGCAUGGUCGCCCUGCUGAAGAAGCUCCUGACCAAGGACCCCAAGAGCCGCCUGUCCAGCCUCGGUGAAGUCCAGAGUGCACCCUACUUGGCCGACAUGAACUGGGACGCGGUGUGGGAGAAGGCCCUGAUGCCCGGCUUCGUACCCAAUAAAGGGAGACUGAACUGUGAUCCCACAUUUGAACUUGAAGAAAUGAUUCUUGAAUCCAACCCACUUCACAAAAAGAAAAAGAGGUUGGCAAAAAACAGGUCCAAAGAUGGCACGAAGGACAGCUGUCCUCUGAAUGGACACCUCCAGCAGUGCCUGGAGACAGUGCGGAAAGAAUUCAUCAUAUUCAACAGAGAGAAGCUGAGGAAGCAGCAAGGGCAGAGCGGCCAGCUCUUGGACACAGAAGGCCGAGCCGGGAGCCAGGCCCAGGGCAAGCUCCAGGACGGGUGUAACAACAACAUUCUGGCCCACGCCUGCUCCCGUGGCUGCAGCAGCUAA